AAAAGUGAAAGUGUCGUCGGAGGGACUUGGUGCUCGUACUCUCUGCUCCCCCUCCUGUCCGGCGCCCUCCCAGCUCCCCCGCCCUGCAUUCCGCGGAGCAGCUGUGUUUUUAAUGCGCACCCGAGGACGCGAGGAAGGAGAGAAGAGCGAGGAAGAAGGGACAGAAGGAGAAGGGGAGCGGGGAGCGAGCAGGCCCGGCCGCCACCCGCCCUCGCCCUCCGGAGCGCUGCCCCCUCUCCCCUCCUGGCCCUGCAUGGACGGGGAUGGGGAGAGCCGGAUGCUGUGGCCGCGGGGCUGAGCGCCUCGCCUGCGCGUCCCUGGUGCGCCGCUUCCGGCCGCUGCUGCUGCUGAUCGCCGCUCUGUGCUGCGGUGCUCGCACAGGUCAGUGUCAAGUGGCCACCCCUCAGUGUCGUAUCCAGAAGUGCACCACCGACUUCGUCUCCCUGACCUCCCACCUGACGCCGGCCGUUGAUGGCUUUCACACCGAAUUUUGCAAGGCUUUACGCGCGUACUCGGCGUGCACCCAGAGGACCGCCAAGUCCUGCCGGGGGAACCUGGUCUUCCACUCGGCUGUGCUCGGCAUCUCAGACCUCAUGAGCCAGAGGAACUGCUCCAGAGAUGGGCCCACGUCUUCCACGCACCCCGAGGUCCACCUCGAGCCCUGCAGCUACCACAGUCGCACCCAGCACGCCCACACACACUCCCACGCACAUGCACACGCAAGCGCCCACACCCACAGCCAUGGCCACUCUCGACCUGGGUACCUGUUCUGCGGGCUGUUUGGGGACCCGCACCUGAGGACAUUUAAGGACAGUUUCCAGACUUGCAAGGUGGGGGGCGCGUGGCCACUCAUUGACAAUGACUAUCUGUCGGUGCAGGUCACUAAUGUUCCUGUUGUUCCUGGCUCCAGUGCGACAGCAACCAAUAAGAUCACCAUCAUCUUUAAGCCCUAUGAGGGUUGCACAGACCAGAGGGUCUACCAGGCUGUUACAGACAACCUCCCUGCCGCCUUUGAUGAUGGCACUGUGAGCAGUGGAGACCCCAUCCACACUUUAGCGGGUGCGGAUGGUGCAACCGGGAAGGUCCGGGCUCUGUGGAUCUCUGAGCGCACCCCGGGGAACCAUGUCGAGCUGCACGCUGGCUACAUUGGUGUGACUGUAAUCGUUCGCCAGCUGGGCCGCUACCUGACCCUGGCAGUGCGGAUCCCAGAGGAGCUGGCUCAGGCCUACGACGCCACCCAAGACCUGCAGCUCUGUCUGAACGGUUGCCCCAGCAGUGAACGCAUCGACCAGGCAGGGCACCUUCCCCUGCCCGUCUCCCCUCCUGCGCUUGGCCUGCAGCUUCAGCCGCUGCGUCGGCCCAGCUACUCCUCACAGACACAAGCGCACCCCUACGGCACGCCGCAGGUUUUCAGCGUGGAUGGGGCAAAGGAGCGAUGCAGGGAGAAGCUGGAGGUGCAGGACAUUUACUUCCAUUCCUGCGUGUUUGAUCUCUUGACCACCGGGGAUGCUAAUUUCACAGUGGCGGCAUAUAGUGCCCAGAAGGACAUGGAGAGUCUCCACCCGCACCGGGAUAGAUGGAGGAUCUACCCCCGUGGCUCCGCCACCUCCACCUUACACUCUGAUUUCCAGCCUAUCACACGUCUCACUCUGCUCUUGCUGUGUGCGCUGAGUGUGCCGUUGAUGUAAUAGCGGCUGAGGAAGUCUUUUGAGUGUGCCUGCAUGCGUGUGGGCUUGUGUGUGUUUGUGCACUUUUUGCUGAGCACUGAUACUGAGCACUGACUCCUCUCUCAUGCAGAGACAGCAUGCGUGACAGUCACCGGGAGCCAGAUGUUUUCGUAGAGGAGGUGGCAGACUUCCCAGUGGGCACAGGAGACACUGGCAACUGCAUCCUACCUGCUAGAAUGGGCCCUCUGGAGGUAGAAACACAGGAGAGGUGAUGAUUGCUCACAAAAUCUGUCCUCAUCUUUGGAUAGGAUACCAUUAACCAUAACAGACAUUGACGAGUGGCAGAAUUGAGUGUGUGGACUGUAAAUAGUUAAUUUUGUCUUCAGUGCACAGUUUAAUGGCGUAGAGUUUAGAGGGUUUUUGUGCCAUUUGAUGUGAUAUUUCUUUAAUACCUCAGACAGAGGAUGUUUGUUUUAACAGAAGCACUUUAUUUUUAUUUUUUUAUUUUAUUAAUCCACAUCAGUGUUUCUUCCUCUCACUUCCUCUCCUCAACAAAAAUGCUAGUGGCUCAAAAUUCGAAGACUAACUAUGAUUUGGGUUUUGAUCCUUUCGAAGUUAAAGUCAGUUGAUUACAAGGAGCUGCACAGUUUUGUUAAAACGACUCACUCUUCCAGUAGUGGAUUUGACUCUGUGCCUCAUUGUUAUUCAGUCUUUGCGAGGUGUUCUGUUGAAUGUAUUAUGAACACUGUCACAGCAAACGCAAUCAGUACUAUUUUUUUUGUUGCGGUAUGAAUGUGUUGUUUUUCCUCAGUCCCGAUUUCAAAUAUGCGUGUGUGUGUGUGUACGUGUGAGUGUGUAUGAAUGCAUCAGUUGGCGACACGCUUGAAUAAAAUUUUAUUUCACCUGAAAUUCACACCAUUUUGACACGAGGCUGUGACGAUACCGGCUCAUGUUUGUAACUCAGUGUAUUCGUUGUUGUUUUAAUUUGAGCCAAAGACAAGAUGUUGUUUUUUCUUCAUGUACAAAGGAAAUCAUAACUCAACACCAAACCAGCACCCUUCUUCUCCUCCUCCUCACAGUCACCCUCUUCUCUGUUUGUAAACCUGCUACCGUAGACUAUUUUUUCUCCUACUGCCAGGAUUGACGAGCUGCUCCUUAAUGAGAUAUGUGUACGAUACUGGAGUGUAGGCAAAACACUGCAAAUCACUGAGGAAACUUCACCACAGAGUGUGCUGGGAUUUAUAAUUCAGCAUUGUGUUGAGGGAAAUGAAUGCCAUUUGAUACCUGGCCGAAAUGCCAAUCCCUUCAACUGUGAGCUUUCUUCACAUGUAACAUUCUGUAUAAUUAUGUCCCACAUGUUUGGCCAUAUAACCUUAAUCAAAAAAUUUUUUUCCCAGCAUUGUAAGCUUUUACACCAUGUGUGAGUGUUAGUUUGGUGAAGAGUGACUGGUCAGUGUUGAAAUACUUAACUUAUUUAUGAAACUAGUGUCCUGUAGAGGAAGUUAAGCUCCAUAUUCUUGCUGUUGGAUAAUAAUUUAAAAUGUCAGAUGUGAUUGUACUGCCACCUAGUGGUACUCUGUUGCUAUGUGUGUUAUGCUAAAAAAAGAAGAAAAAAAGAGGAAACAAACUGUGUGAAAGUGUUUUAUUUAAAAAAAACAACAAUAAAGUCAAUGUUCAAGUGUU
Scophthalmus maximus (turbot) is the source of this 3350-nucleotide messenger RNA. RefSeq names its product repulsive guidance molecule BMP co-receptor b (gene rgmb). The record is from RefSeq and is a predicted model, not a curated record. Gene Ontology annotation, cellular component: plasma membrane. The transcript is spliced from 3 exons. Gene Ontology annotation, molecular function: coreceptor activity. Gene Ontology annotation, biological process: BMP signaling pathway. The coding region runs from base 264 to 1688 and encodes 474 amino acids. Lineage: Eukaryota; Metazoa; Chordata; Actinopteri; Pleuronectiformes; Scophthalmidae.